This is a messenger RNA of Plasmodium adleri (nom. inval.), 4530 nucleotides long. Its product is annotated as DNA repair endonuclease, putative. Bases 1 to 4530 code for a protein of 1509 amino acids. The transcript has a single exon. The record is from RefSeq and is a predicted model, not a curated record. Gene Ontology annotation, biological process: nucleotide-excision repair. Gene Ontology annotation, molecular function: single-stranded DNA binding; DNA endonuclease activity. Gene Ontology annotation, cellular component: nucleus. Lineage: Eukaryota; Apicomplexa; Aconoidasida; Haemosporida; Plasmodiidae.
AUGGGUGUUAAAGGUCUUUGGUCGAUUGUAUCACCUGUAGGUGUUCGUGUUAAUCCUGAGAUUUUUACAGGUAAAAGAAUAGCUAUUGAUGUUAGUAUAUGGUUAUAUGAAUUGACGUAUGCUAAUAACGUGAAAGAUCUACGAUAUAAAUCUUUUGAUAACAUGAGUAUAUUUAAUGAUUUAUGGAUAGAUUUUUCUGAGAAUAUAUCUAAUGAACUAAAAACAGAUAAUAUUAAAAAAGCACAUCUAUAUUUUUUUUUUUUAAGAAUAUGUAAAUUAUUGUAUUAUAAUAUAAGACCGAUAUUUAUAUUUGAUGGAAAUCCACCAGAAUUAAAAAGGAAAACUAUAUUUCAAAGACAGAUUAAGAAAAAAAAUUAUGAAGAAAAAUUUAAAAAAACAGCUGAGAAGCUUGUUUAUAAUUAUUAUCAAAGGACAUUAUUAAAUUCUUUGAAAAGUAAAAAUAAAAAAAAUGAUAAUUUAAAUAAUAUAGAAGAUAAAAAAAUUAAUACACCGAAAAAAAAAACAGAUAUACCAAAUAAGACCAAUGAUGAUAUAUCAAAAAGUAGUUUAUUAAAAAUAUAUGACGAUAUUAAAGAAAAAGAUAAAUCAUUAAAUAAUUUAGUUGAACAUGUGGGGAAUGUACCUGUAAGUGUUAAGGAUGUUUUAACUAUAUGUAAUGAUGAUUUAAGUAAAAUAAAAAAUAAAAUAUUUAUGAUAACCGAUUUUUGUCCUGUUCUUUUUUUGGGUGAAGAAGAUGGUCAUAUUGAUACUGUGGAGAAUAUGAAUAAAUUAGAUAAUAAAAAUGAGGAAGAAAAUAAUUUAAAUUAUUCUAUAAAUCAUAAUAACAUACAAGAUGUUAAUAAUAAUAAUAAUGAUGAAAAUAAUGAUAAUGAAAAUUAUAAUAAAUUACAGAGAGAUCAUAAAAAUUAUGUAGAUAGAAAUAAGGAUAGUACUAAUAUAUAUUUUGAUGAUAAUGAAAUGGAAGAUACAAAAAAUAAAAAUAGUCUAUAUAAUAAUGAUGAUAUUGAUGAACAAAUAAUAAGAAAAAAACAUAUGGCUAGAAAAAAAUAUUAUGAAAGCAUUCCAAAACCAUUUAAAGGGUUUUUAUGUAUGAGAAGACCUGUAGAUAUUAUUGAUAUAAGUAAUUAUAAUACAGAGAUGUUGGAAUUCUCAGAAACAUUAAAAGUAAAUGAAAAUAAAUUUAACCAACAACUUAAUGUCUUAGAUGAAAAAAAUAGGUCACCUAUAGUAAAUAUAAAUUUAUUAAAAGAUAAUAAUAAUAAUAUAAAUAAAGAUGUAAUUGAAGGAGAACCAAAAAAGGGGUAUAUUAAUUUGAUAGAUGUGGAUUCAUGUAAUAGUAAUAGUAGUAGUAGACUUGAAAAUUAUGAGAAUAUUGAAAGAGGGGGAAAAAAUAUGUUAAUAACAAACGAAGAUAAUUCUAAAAAUAAAAGUAAUAAUAAUAAUAAUAAUAUCAAUGUGAAUGAUAAUAAUAAAUACGUUGGAGAAUGUAGUCCAGAAAAAAUAAAUGAUAAUGGAAUAAACAAUAAAAAUAUUAAUAUAUUAGAAUUGCCAAAUAAUUUAGAUACAUCUAAUUUAUUUUUAGAAGGAAAAGAUGAAUAUAAAGUUUAUUAUGUAAACAAAGAAGAAAUACGAAUUCCAUUAUUCAAAGAAAUUAAUAAAGAUAUUUUUGAAAAGCUACCUUUAAAAUUACAGUAUCAAAUAUUACAAGAUAUUAAAGAAGAAUGGUAUACUGAUAAUAGAAUCAAAGCAAUAAAAUCAAAAGACGAUAUGGAUGUUUUUUCACAAGUACAACUAGAAACAUAUGUAAGAAUGAUUAAAACCGAUUUUGAAAUAGAAAAGUUAAAAAUAAAAAUGGCAGAAAAUAUUCAAAGUGUAGAAGGAGAAUUAUUAAUAAAUAAAGAUUUAUCAAAAAAUACAGAUAAUAUUAGUAUAAAAGAUUAUAAUGUUAUUCAAAAAAAAAAAUCCAAAAAAAAAAAAAAAAAAUUUCUAAAUGAUAUAUUAAAUACAUAUAAUUUUAAUACUGAAAGUAAAUAUCAGGAUCUAUAUGUUAAAGGAGAAACAUCACAACAAGAUAUUAAAAAAGAUAUUGAUUCGGUUAGACAGGAAAUUUAUAAAAACGAAGAUAUUAUAAGAGAUACAUAUGAUAAGUCUGAUAUAUUUAGAAAUAUUAAAAUAGAUAGUAAUAAAAAAAAUGAAAUUUAUAAAUUACAGUUGGAUCAAGAAGAAACUGAUGAAAAAAAAAUAUAUAAUAAAAAUAAUAAUAAUAGUGGAAGUAGCAAAAAUGUCUUUUUAAAAAUAGAGAAUGAAUUUAAAAAAGACCUUUUAUUAGAUGAUCGUCAAAUUUUUGGUGAUAGCCUUUUAGCUGAUAUAAAAGAUUAUAAAAACAAUUCUGUUAAUUUGGAUAAUAAUAAUGAAACAAAAAAUUUAUUGGAAGAUAGAAAAGAAAUUAUAAUUAAGAAUGAUUCUACUAUAAAUGAAUAUGAAGAAAAAAAUAAGAUAAUAUACAUAUCAGAUGAGCAAAAAUAUAAUGAAGGAGAUAUUAUAUUUAAAGAGAAAAAAGAGAAAAACAAUGAUACUUCAAGUGAUGAUUUUGAAAAUUGUAGUGUGCAGGAAAAAAUAUAUGUAAAUGAAGAUAUAGAAGAAUAUAAUAAUAAAAAUGAAGAUAUAUUAUCAGCAUCAUCAUGUUCAUCAUCGAUUAUAUUAGAAGAAGUCAAAUAUAAAAAAGAAAAAAAAGAUGAGUUUGUUAGUCCUAAUUUAUAUGUUUUACUUGAUGAAUUUGAACAUUCUAAUGACGUUGAGAAUAAUUAUAUUUCCGUUUCUUCUGAUGAUAUAAAACCACAGGUGGACAAAAAAAAAAUUACAAGAGUAAAUGAAACUACAGUAGAUAAAAUAAAUGUGGAGGAUGUUAAAAAAGGAGAUGAUAAUAGGAUAAUAGAAAUAUCUUUUGAGGAUAGCCAUAUAUCAGAAGGGUCAAAAUAUAAUAAUAAUAUUAAUAAUAAUAAUAAUGGUGAUGAUAAUAUUUUUGAUAAUGUUGAUAAUAAUAUUUAUGAUAAUGAUAACAAAUUGGAGAAAAAAUUUCCAAAGGAUAAUAUUCCAGAUGUUGUUCAUAAAAACUAUAUUAAUAAUACAUUUAUUAUUGAACAAGGGGAAGGUGAAAAAGAAAAUGAAUUUGUAGAUAAUCAUAUAGAUAUAUUACCUCUUGUUGAUAAUAAAAUACUAUCGAUCGAACCACAAAAGAGUAAUGAAUUAAUAUGUAUCGAAAAUAAAAGCUCAAAGAAAAAAUUUAUGAGUAAAGAAGAUAUAAGUAAUGUGCUAAUACAUAAAGGUGAUGAUAUCAACAAUUUAAGUAAAGAAAAUUAUUUUGAAAUAUUAUUAGAUAAGAAACAAGAUAUGGAUAAUUUCCAUAUGAAUGUAGAAGGAAGUCAUGAUAAAUUAAAAGAAGAUAAAUUAGAUGAAGGAGCUUAUUUUGAAUAUCUAGAAGAUAAUAAAAUUCUUGAUUCUUAUAUAAAAGAAACAAAUAAAGAAAAUGAAGAAUUAAUAAAAGAAUAUAAAAAAUUAAAAAAAAAUAAUAUUGAAAUAAAUGAUGAAAUGAAUGAUGAUAUAAAAUUAUUAUUGAAUUUUUUUGGUAUUCCAUAUAUACAAUCUCCAUGUGAAGCAGAAGCUCAAUGUUCAUAUUUAAAUAAUAAAAAUUAUUGUGAUGCUAUUAUAAGUGAUGAUUCUGAUGUUUUAGUUUUUAGUGGAAAAACAGUUAUAAAGAAUUUUUUUAAUAAAAAAAAAACAGUGGAAGUUUAUGAAAAAAAAGCUAUUGAAGAAAAGCUAGGGUUAUAUCAAGAAGAACUAAUUAAUAUUUCUUUAUUAUGUGGAUGUGAUUAUACAAUAGGUGUGCAUGGUAUAGGUAUUGUUAAUGCUUUAGAAAUAAUUAAAGCUUUUCCAAAUUUUGAGGAUUUAAAAAUAUUAAAAGAUAUUGUAUCUAACCCUUUUAAAAAAAUAAAUAAAGAUAUGUAUAAUCAAGAAAUACAACAAUUCUUAAAUACUCAUAAAAAUUAUAAACUUAAUUGGAUAUUCCCUAAUAAUUUUCCUGAUAGAGAAGUUUAUAAAUGUUUUAAAUAUCCUAAGGUAUGCACAGAUAUUAAAAAAUUCGAAUGGCAUAUACCUGAUAUUAAUAGUAUAAUCAAAUUUUUAAAUAAAACUACAAAUAUAUCAGAAGAAAAAGUUUUUAAUGUCUUAAAUCCAAUUUUACAAAAAUAUAAUGUUAAGGCUAGAACAUAUCAGUCAAAAAUUGAAGACUUCUUUCCACUUUUGGAGAAAAAAAGAAAAACUGUAGAUGAUUUAAUUGAUAAAAUUAGAGCAACUAAUAAACAAAAGAGACAAAAAAAUAAAACACUUCAUUUGGAUAAUAAAAUAUCAUCACUUAUUGAUAUAAAUCCAGCAGGAGUUAUCAAAUCUAAGAGAAUGACAUCGGCCUUGGAUCAUAUAAAAAGGAGAAAAUCAAGCAAGAAGAAAAAGUGA